This is a messenger RNA of Eublepharis macularius, 2455 nucleotides long. Its product is annotated as solute carrier family 22 member 6-A-like. Bases 451 to 2142 code for a protein of 563 amino acids. The transcript has 10 exons. The record is from RefSeq and is a predicted model, not a curated record. Gene Ontology annotation, cellular component: membrane. Lineage: Eukaryota; Metazoa; Chordata; Lepidosauria; Squamata; Eublepharidae. Gene Ontology annotation, molecular function: transmembrane transporter activity. Gene Ontology annotation, biological process: transmembrane transport.
GGAGAGCACAGUUAGCACAAGGCAAAAGAGUGAGAAGAAAGACCCUCAGACCUCUGACAAGUAUAUGGCAUGGUCCUCAGAUUGGCAGAAAGCCCAAACCUUCCUGCAUGGACCAUUUGAUCCACUUUUGACAUAAGGAGAUCCUGCCGUUUCCCCGAAAGCAGUUUAUUAGGUAAAUUAGGACACUCCCUUUGGCUAAGCAAUUUGUUCAUCUCCUCCAGGAAGUCAUAAGCAAGAGAUCCGCCGUAUCCAAAGGAACUCUGAUUCUACACUGCAUCACAAUCCAACUCCUACUCAUGAAAUCUUUUCAGCUUCAGCAAGUUUAAUUAGUGUCACUUUCCCUUCCUUUAUAAAGAGAGAUUUGUCUUUUUUGGAUUAGAAAGGAGUCAAGGAUUUUUAUUUUUUUUUAAUCCUCCUGUGUGAUUUCUUCUUGGGAAUUUGCAAGACACAAUGACUUUUGCUGAAUUCCUGGAGCAAGUUGGCGGCAUGGGCCGCUUCCAGUUUAUCCAUACAGCACUACUUACUAUCCCUAUCCUUUUGAUGGCCAGCCACAACCUUCUCCAGAACUUCACAGCUGCCAUCCCAGGACAUCACUGCCGGGUCCACAUUGCCACCAACGGCAGUGAGUAUCUGAACGCCAGUCAUUUACUAGAAGCCAGCGAUCUUCUCAAGGUUGGCAUCCCCAUGGACAGCAACCAGCAACUGGAAAGAUGUCAUCGCUUUGUGGACACCCAAUGGCAUCUCCUCAGCCCCAAUGGUACUGAGGCAAACAAGACCAAGAUGGGUACCGAGCCUUGUGCUGAUGGAUGGGUAUAUGACAGGACCCUGUACACUUCCUCAAUCAUCAUGGAGUGGGAUCUGGUUUGUGACUCACGGAAGCUUCGGGAGAUGGCCCAGUCGCUCUAUAUGGCAGGUGUGCUGGUUGGAGCGCUGAUUCUCGGCAGGCUCUCUGAUAGGUUUGGCCGCAAGGCUCUGCUCAUUUGGUCCUUCCUGCAAAUGGCAGUCAUGGGGAUUUGCGCAGCCUUCUCCCCCAACUUUGUUUCUUAUUGCAUCUUCCGGUUCCUGAGUGGCAUGGCGCUCUCUGGGUUCGGCCUCAGCAUUGCCUGCUUGGUUGUGGAGUGGAUUCCCACUCAGUACCGCACCAUCACCAUAGCAUGCACUGGCUUUGCGUAUACACUGGGCCAGAUCAUCCUGGCUGGCUUGGCCUACUUAAUCCCAGACUGGCGUUGGCUGCAGCUGGCUGUGUCAGCGCCCUUCUUCUUCUUCCUCCUUUAUUCAUGGUGGCUUGCGGAGUCAGCUCGCUGGCUACUUCUAGCAGGGAAAUCUCACACAGCUGUCCAAGUCCUCCAGAGGGUCGCCCGGGUCAAUGGGAAGCAGCAUGCUGGAGCUGAGAUCACCACUGAAGUGCUGCUUUCCAACAUGGAGAAGGAACUGUCUUCCACUAAAGCCUCUUAUUCCAUCUCUGACUUGGUGCGCACGCCAGCCAUCCGGCGCAUUUGCUGCUGCCUCUCCUUGGUGUGGUUCUCCGUCAGCUUCUCAUACUAUGGGUUGGCCAUGGACCUCCAGAAUUUUGGAGUUAGCAUCUAUCUCAUCCAGGUGAUCUUUGGCGCUGUUGACUUCCCAGCCAAAGUGAUUGUGACCAUCACCAUGAGCUAUAUUGGGCGAAGGUUCAGCCUCAUGUCCUUCCUCAUCCUGGCUGGCCUUGUCAUCAUCGCUAACAUCUUUGUGCCCCCAGAGUUUCAGACUGUCCGGACGUCAUUGGCUGUCAUUGGGAAGGGAGGCCUUGCAGCUGCCUUCAACUGUGUCUUCCUCUUCACGACUGAACUCUACCCCACACCCAUCCGGCAGACUGGGCUAGGUUUUGGUAGCACCAUGGCCCGUGUAGGAGGCAUUGUUGCCCCACUGGCUAAGAUGAUGGAGGACUACUUUUCCCUCCUGCCAUCGAUCGUGUAUGGAGCAGCUCCCAUCAUAUCUGGCAUUGUCGCUUGCUUUCUGCCAGAGACACUUAAUGUCCCACUACCAGAUACGAUUGAAGAAGUGGAGAACAGAUCCAGGAAGAAGAAGAGGAAGAGCGAAGCAGCCGCUCAUGAAAAGAUUCUGCUCCAGAGCCAGGAGAAGCCCCUGUUCAAAGAGGCCUGCUGAUCAACACCUGGACACUGGCGGAUCCUUGAAACAAAUUCUUUUAAAAUAUGUGACUGCCUGCUCUUUUGUACUCAUCCAAAGAAUUCCUCACAAAGGAGAUAUGCGGUGAAGGCUGGAGAAGACAGUAUAAAAUCUCUAUAUAUUCUGAACUUUUUGUUUUAAAAAGAGAGCAUCUUGUUACUUGUGGUUUGUUUUUUCCCCAUCAUCAGGGGAUGGUUCUGAGGGGGUCAAGGGAAAGGGCAGAACUUUAUUUGAGCUUGUUUCUGGCUGCCAGGAGGACUGAGGACUAAUAAAGGCAGCCGUUGAGCAUGUA